AUGUCAGUCAACAGUCCAGCUAAAUUACAGCGAGUUGAAAGACAUCUUAUUCGGCAGCGAGGUGCAGGAGUACGGUCGAUUGCGGCGAGCUUUGGCUUCUCGAUCGGCCUUGAUAGCAACAGCUCGCAACAGCCGAACGGCACGGCCACGGCGCGAUAUGGACCGCCCGCGAAGAGACGAAAGACGAUCGUCGAGCCUCAGCCAAACGAAACGAUUGAGAACGAUGAGCACGCGACUCCCACCAAGGCCUCAGCAGCCGUGGAGACUGAGAAGCAGACGGAAAGAGAUGUACAGCGUACUGCAACCAAGAGUCGACCCGUUGUGAAGGUGCGGAAGCGGUUUCAGGUGGACGAUGCAACGGCAAGCUCUGGAACGGGCGACGACAGCUUUGUGUUUGGGCAGCGCAAAGAGAAGAAAAAGAGCCGCACAAGAGAGGAGGCUAUUUUUGCUAUCGCUUUGGAGAAGGAGGCAAUCGUCGAGGAACCUGCAAAAGAGGCAUCGCCGGUGAAGAGCCGACCUAAGAGGCGGGCGGCUACAAAUGCUACGGCGAAAGUGACAGAUGGGUUCUUGGAGGAGGCUGCGCCAGUGGACAAGAAGAGACGCGAUGCAUCGCCGGUAAAGAAAGCAAGGACUGUGCGAAAGAGGGGAGCUGUUCAGCAGGUCGAGACGGCGGAGGUAGACGUUCAUGAGCAAGCUGUGGUCGCGGCAACAGCGCCCGAAGUCACGAAGCAGACGGGUAGAGCCCGCAAAACAGCUGCAAAGCCAACAACAUCUGUCAAAAACAAGGCUUCGGAGCCACUAAGGAACGCUUGCAUGUCAGACGAAGAGGACGUUCUACUGCAACCCGAGAUGCCAACAGAACCAAAAGGAAAGAAGCGGGCAACCAGGAAGCCUCCCACCAAGAAGAACGUGACCACCAGAGCUAAGCCUCAUGAGGAUCUUGAAGCCCCCGAGCCUCCCAAAGCCGUCAAGAAGACCUCCAGGAAACGCAAAGCGGAUGUCGAAGAUGACUUUGAUGCUUCGAGAGCAACAAAACGUGGUAGAACACAAGCUACGGAUGAUUCAGAGCCGACAACGCAGGUUCUUGGCCCAGUUGAGCAAGCAGAAGGGAUCUCUCAACGGCGAGAUCCGACUGUGCAAUCUGGCAAACAACCGAAGUCGCGACGCCAGAAGGCAGGCACUAAUAGUGCCGUCCCAAUGACCGCGGCAAUCGCGGACAUUCUUGGAGAACAGUCUUCAGCAGCAACCGCGAUAGACGCACAGCCAUCAACAAGAGACGACACGGGUUGGACAUCCUCGCGUAGGCCUCAAGAAGCCAAACCAAGCCAGCGGCGUCCUCUAUUGGAGACGGAUGUUAAUCUCACCAUGCGAUCCAACUCCCCGGAGAAGCCAGGGUCAAGGUCAAAGUCACAACCACUCCCGCGGGUCGCAGAUAAGGCUGUAUCGGAGGGAAAGCCAUCGCCGCGACGCCGACGUGAAGACGCGAGACCCAGCGAUAUGGACGCAGAUCUGAAGAUGCGUUCCAGUUCGUCGGAGCAUACUGUCCCACACCCUAUCCCACGGGAUGCUGAUAAGGCUGUGCCGGGGAAUAGGCUAAAGCCACGACGCCUAUCUGGUGAAGCGAAGCCAAGUCGACGGCGUCCGAUAAAUGAGACCAGUGCCGAUUUUGUGCGCUCCAAAUCGACAGAAAUGCCCGAGACGGUGCAACGACGACACCCAUCAACUUCAGAUACCGAGGCCCCGCCGGUGAUUGCACCGCCGCCGCGACCUCCCACUAGCAAAGCAAAGACCCACCCCACGUCAAAACAAAGACAAAUUACCCAAGAAGAGAACGACAAUCCACCCACGGCUCCGAGCGCUUCAGAGAAGACGUCGCGAAACGAAGCCAGACGUCACGAUCGAUCUCGACAAGUCCCCACUAUCGACACCGCCGCAUUGGAGGCGGAUCCACCCGCAGCCCCCACCAUCGCACGAAUCUCGCCGAACGCAGACAAUCGAGCCAUGACUCGCAUAGCUCUACCGGCGUCCCGGGACGCGCACCAGCAGAACCGGCGCGGUGGAGCUGUAAGCAAUGGUCAAAGUCUGAAAAGUGGUGCAGAUUUGGCUUCGGAAAGCGCCGUCCAGACAAUUGCCGAGAAUUUAGUGCCGGCUGCGGGGGAGAAGCCGAAACGAGGGCGUAAGGCGGUGGCUGCCAUUGACAGAGAUCACGAAAGCGAGAUGAGUGGGAAUAAGGUUCAGAAUUUUUUGAAGAACGGUGAGGAGGAUGUGGAUUGGCUGUUCGAUGCUCCGGACGCUAUGCGACCGGAAAAGGCGGCGGAGGUAAAGAAAACGGCGGUCAACGGCCGAGCCAACACGAAGGGUCGGACGAAGAUGGUUGAUAUUGAUCUGGAUGAUCUGAUCUCGAACAUAGCUUCGUUUGCUCAGCAUGAGCGGGAGGCGAGUGUGUCAACAGCAGCGAAGCAGCCAUCAACUGCCAAGUCAAGAUCGAGACGGAAGGUUUAG
This is a messenger RNA of Saxophila tyrrhenica, 2502 nucleotides long. RefSeq lists its product as uncharacterized. The transcript has 2 exons. The coding region runs from base 1 to 2502 and encodes 833 amino acids. Lineage: Eukaryota; Fungi; Ascomycota; Dothideomycetes; Mycosphaerellales; Extremaceae. The record is from RefSeq and is a predicted model, not a curated record.